Messenger RNA from Puntigrus tetrazona (Sumatra barb), 1193 nucleotides. RefSeq names its product family with sequence similarity 102 member Ba (gene eeig2a). The record is from RefSeq and is a predicted model, not a curated record. Lineage: Eukaryota; Metazoa; Chordata; Actinopteri; Cypriniformes; Cyprinidae. The coding region runs from base 132 to 1193 and encodes 353 amino acids. The transcript has 10 exons.
AAAAAACUACAGUCCAGCACACGCGCACGCACAGACUCAAACACCGUUGAGGCGCGUCAAAGCGUUCGGGCUCUUCUCCUGAACUCCCAUUCGUGGAGUAUAACAGCUAACCUGUCGUCCUUCGCCUUUAAAUGGCUUUCAUCAUGAUGAAAAAGAAGAGGUUCAAGUUUAAAGUUGAUGUGGAGCUGGAGGAGCUGUCAUCUGUUCCUUACGUGAACGGAGUUCUGUUCUGCAAGGCUCGGCUGACAGACGGAGGAUUUUCAGAUGAGUCUUCGAGAGAGCCAGUUCUGGUGAAUUGCGUGAAAUGGAAAAAAAGAUUCUCCUUCUUAUGUAAGAUGAGCGCUAAUGCAGGGACAGGGGUGUUGGAUCCGUGUGUUUUCCGGAUAUCCGUAAGAAAGGAGCUCAAAGGUGGGAAGACAUUUGCAAAGCUUGGCUUUGCUGAUUUAAACUUGGCAGAGUUUGCCGGUUCAGGAAGCACCACACGGCGCUGCCUAUUGGAGGGAUACAACACCAAAAACACACGUCAGGACAACUCUAUACUGAAGGUGAUAAUCAGUAUGCAGCUAAUGUCAGGUGAUCCUUGCUUUAAAACGCCUCCCUCCACUGCAAUGACCAUUGGUUUUCCAGGAGAAACAGAGACAUGUCUGCAUGAGGACAGAAGAGGAGAGACGCAGAGUACAACUCAAAUCUGUACAGAAAACCUAGGAAAAAGUGGCUUCAGUCAUGGUUCUGUUCCAGAUGAACUGGGAAAGUGUGGUCACUCAAGAACAGCCAGUUACGCCAGCCAGCUGUCCAAGUUUUCCGGCUACAGCACUGGUCAUUCGCGCUCCUCCAGCCUGACGGAGCUCUCUCAUAGGAGGAACUUGUCUGUGGGCAGUACCUCCACUGGGAUUGGCAGCCUACCAGAGCCCAGCGAGGACAGAGAGUCCCGCACACCUUUACCCCAGCACUUGAUUACUCCGUCCCACAGUGGGCUCACAGCCAGCAGGCACCCUGUUAAACAGGAUUCGGUUGAGUCUCAGCUAAAGCGAGUGGAUGCUACCAGAGUGGAUGCAGAUGAUAUCAUCGAGACGAUCCUACAGGGCCAAGACUUCAGCCACAGCAUACUGGACUCCAGUAAUGAAGAAGAGGGUCUGCGACUGUUUGUGGGUCCAGGAGGCAGCACUGCACUGGGCUCUCAGCACACCAGGUGA